AUGGAUUUUUCAAUUACUUUUACUUCGCUUAUUUCUGAUGCUACUUUCGCUGCUACUCGUGCUUCUCCAUCCCACGCCAACUUUUCUCCUGUUGAUAAUUUACAACCAGUUGAAACUUCUUCAAAUGUCUGUCUUGCUGGUAUCCAAAUCAGCCGGCCAUCAGCUAUCCUUCGACCCCGUAAUUCAUUCCGUCUGGCAGCUUCAAUUUCGGACCCUCCUAGUUGGACACAGGCUGGCCUUGCGCACACUCUAGAGUCACUCGCUAUCGAUGUUUGUUGCCUUUCAGAGACUCGAUCACAGGAUCCCAGUACCGUGGUUAAGUUUCUGUCCCCAGCUGCUCCUGAGGCCACAUGUUACCUACGUCUGUCUAGUGACAUGGAGGCAGCAGCAGCCGGCUUAGCUGGUGUCGGUAUCACAUUGAGUGACAAAGGGGAGGCUGCAUUACUCAACUGGUUUCUAAUCAACAGCCGGCUAUGUGCGGUUCGGCUUCAAGGCUCAUGUGGAAUCAACAGACAUCGUGAUGAUACUGCUAAUGACUGCUGGUUUAAGUGUCAUAACACAGUUGGGAAACAGGUUUCAACAGAGGGCACCUGUGUUGUA
Messenger RNA from Dicrocoelium dendriticum, 600 nucleotides. The record is from the annotation of a GenBank genome assembly. NCBI's taxonomy places the organism in Eukaryota, Metazoa, Platyhelminthes, Trematoda, Plagiorchiida, Dicrocoeliidae.